This is a messenger RNA of Neohortaea acidophila, 1151 nucleotides long. RefSeq names its product actin family. The record is from RefSeq and is a predicted model, not a curated record. The transcript is spliced from 4 exons. Lineage: Eukaryota; Fungi; Ascomycota; Dothideomycetes; Mycosphaerellales; Teratosphaeriaceae. The coding region runs from base 208 to 945 and encodes 245 amino acids.
CUCCACGGGCAUUGCAAAGGUCAUUCUCGCUGAUCGCAGUAGAUCCGAUUCGUUAUAGGACACUGCAACGCGGUGGGCACCCAAUGCAAAGUGACGACAAGCGGAUAAGUGUGGAAUUUUCUGUUUACUUCGUUUCUUAUAUAAAGAUGCUUGCCGGCUUUCAAUCAUUCUCCCAGCAUUGCCAGCAAUCGCCUUGAAUACUUUACAAUGGACUACGAAACCCCAGCAGUCAUCCUCCACAUCACGUCGGGCAUCUCGGUAGCAGGUUUCGCCGGUGAUGCAAAGCCCGCAUAUACAUUCUCGAACGCGGAGAGAACAGACUGGGACGCCAGCGAACAACUAUGGCGCGACACGAUCCAGCAAAACCUGCACGCCGGCACCACCACCCAGCCAGUCAUGCUUACAGCCGAGCCGGGACAAGAUAAGGACGGGCGCGAGCAGACGAUCAAAAUCUUCUUCGAGAAACUCGACGUGCCUGCUUUCUAUCUCGCGAAUCCCGGGGUGCUCUCGGUGUACGCCACUAACCGCUUGACUGGGCUUGCGGUCAUGGCUGAGGGCGAGUCUACGUCCAUCAUCCCCGUCGUGGAAGGCUAUGCAGUCAAGGCGGCCGUUCGAAAUGUCUCUGCAACGGACAAUGUAAGUGAGGCCGUGCAGGACAGCAUCAGCUCGUGCGACCUCAAGGUCAGACGCGAGCUCUACAAAAACAUCGUGCUGGCGGGAGGUGCUGCCGACUUGUCGAGCAUCGCCGACUCCCUCAAGACCGAGUUGCCCGAGCUGGCUCCUCCCAAUCAAACCAUCAAGGUGGCAACGCCGGAGGAUCCUCAGGAUUUGGCGUGGGUGGGUGGAUCGAGGCUGGCUUCGCAGAGUGACUUUAGACAGCAAUGGAUUACUCGGGCGGAGUACGAUGAGCGUGGGGCUGGUAUCGUGCACCAAAAGUGCUCUUAACGGAUCAAGAUGAACCGGUAUUUGUGCUUUGUCGGUGGGGAGCAGAUGACAAGAUGCUAGUCGUCGUUGCAGAAACUUGCAGACCAGGCAAACGCAGCAGAGCUAGUACUGUACUCAACGUCCAUCCUUGCCAUUUGAUAUACCAAUCCCUUAUCACCUGGCGUAUUGAGGCAUAGAGUUUCGAUAGCCAACGUUCUCAAAGGCCG